Messenger RNA from Papaver somniferum (opium poppy), 2525 nucleotides. RefSeq names its product amino acid permease 3-like. The record is from RefSeq and is a predicted model, not a curated record. The transcript has 5 exons. Lineage: Eukaryota; Viridiplantae; Streptophyta; Magnoliopsida; Ranunculales; Papaveraceae. Bases 1197 to 2222 code for a protein of 341 amino acids. Gene Ontology annotation, cellular component: plasma membrane.
AAUAUCUGUCCUCUUUGCUUCUCCGGAUCCAUGAAUUUCUUAUGUUUUUCUUGCUUGUUAGUCUUUAGAUUCCUUUUUCUCUGAUUAUUUCUUCGGUUUGAUUACGGAUUCUUCUCUGCAAUUGGGGUUUACUCCUCAAUUGGGGUAGGAGGUAGUGUUUUUUCGAGUUCUAGGGUUAAUUCUGGUAAGCUUAGAUGGUCCGGUGUACUGAUUAAGGAGAAGGAUGAGGUUCUCCAUGAACCUUUGUUGUUUGAACCCGCUGGUAUUGUUGAGGAUGAGAAAUUGACAGUGUUUUCAGAUGAUGUUUGUAGUUGUGAACAUCUGGUUGUUGGUUGCUUUGUUGGUAAAAGGCUACCAUUUCCUACGGUGAGGAGUAUUGUUAAAAGAGUUUGGAAGUUGAAGGGAGACAUAACUAUGACUCUUCAUGGUGAUACUUCAUUUGUUUUUGAGUUUGAUUCUGCUGAAGGCAGAAUUACUGCUGUGGAGCAUGGUUGUUUCUUCAUUGCUGGCCAGCUAUUUGUUGUUAGACCUUAAUAUCAUUUAGGUUUAGUUCAUAUAUCAAUUUCUAUGGAAUAUGCAGAUGAGUAAGUAAGACCCCAAAUGCUUAAGACAUGUUGUUGCUUGUUUUACUUCGGGGUUUUUGUGUGUUUUUGCUAUCAUUGUGGUGGAAUUGCUUGGUUAUGUAUCUAGUGAUAGUUCAUAUCAUUUUGAUGAUUUUUUGAAACAGUCGUGGUGGAAUUGCUUGUUUAUUUAUGUAUCUAGUGAUAGUUCAUAUCAUUUUGAUGAUUUUUUUGAACAGUCAAGUGUUGUGGCCAUCUUGUUAUUACUCUACAAUGGUUGAAUUUUUGUUUUUGUUUUGAUGGGAUAAAUAUUGAUUUUGAUAUGCAGGUUCUAUGUGGACAGCGGUUGGGCAGCUUAUGGCGGCAAUCAUGGGAUCAGGGAUCCUAUCAUUGCCAUAGGCCAUUGCCCAACUCGGCUGGUUUGGUGGUCCAGCUGUGUUGCUGUUGUUCGCUGGAAUCAUCUAUUAUACGUCUUGCUUACUCGCUGAAUGUUAUCGGACUCUUGACAACUCAAGGAUUUACAGCUACGAAGAAGCAGUUCAAAGUCUAGGUCCUUAUAGUGUCAAGUUUUAUAGAAUUACACGCUACAUCGACCUCUUUGGUGUCGCCAUUGGAUGUACUAUCGCCUCCACCAGCAUGAUUGCCAUCAGGAGGCGAACUUGUUUCUAUUCGCACUAUAAAGUCCAUGAACACCCCUGCCUUGAGUCCAGUAUCCCAUACUUGGUGAUAUUUGGCGCGGCAGAAAUCUUAUUUGCGCAGCUAGCGGACCAAAUCUCAUGUCUGCCAGUCAUCGCGAUGCUCUCUUCCCUCAUCUAUUCUAUUGCUGGAGUCUCACUUGCCAUCAUAAAAGUGGCAGGCAGUGGGACAAUUGCAGGGACUAUGACCGGAAUUAGCGUUUCGCAAAGCGAAAAGAUAUGGAAGAUGUUGCAAGCAGUCGGGAAUAUAGCGUUCGCAUAUUCAUUUUCAUCAUCUUUCUUAGAAAUCCAGGACACUCUGAGAAGUCCACCAGCAGAAGCUGAAACAAUGAAAAAAGCUAGUAGGAUAACUGUUUCUCUGACCUCUACCUUCUAUCUCCUUGCUGGUUGCUUGGGGUAUGCAGCUCUUGGAGAUGCAACCCCAGAUAACCUAUUAUUCGUAUUCAGAUUUGAAGAUCCGUACUGGCUGCUGGACCUGGCCAACAUCUUAAUUGCCAUUCACUUGUUCACGGCUUUUCAAGUAUUCUGCCAACCACUAUUCACUUUCGUUGAGCAAUGGGCAUCGACAAGAUGGCCCCAAAAUGAAUUCAUCAACAAGGAAUUUGUUUUGCCAAUUCCAGGACUGCGGAAUUUCAAGCUGAACUCGUUCAGGAUUGUCUAUAGGUCAAUCUUUGUAAUCCUGAGUACAAUCUUAUCCAUGUUCCUCCCUUUCUUCAACGAGGUCGUGGGUAUCCUCGGUUCCAUUGGCUUUUGGCCGUCUACAUUUUACAUCCCCGUGAAAAUCUACUUAUCACAGAAGAAAAUACCAAAGUGGAGUAAACAGUGGAUAUUCCUUCAAUUUCUUACUGCAGUGUGCUUUACAGUGUCACUUGCAGCUUUAUCAGGCUCACUUGUUAGUUUGCUCUCCAAUCUUUGGGAAUUUCAUUCAUUCAGCUUUGAUUAUGAUCAGUACAACCCAAAUGGAUAGGAGGUGUUACGAUCAAGGAUCGAGUCCAAUGGUGAUAAGGCGAAAUAGUAUCUGCUCCGUCGGCAUUGUGACAUUCCACGGCGUUUUCUGGUGUUUCUCAUCGAGUCUCGGAUAUAUUUAUAAAUCAUCAUUAGAGUAGAAAUGUUUUUGUCAUCAACACUGCAGUAGUCCAGGCCCUGGGUGUAUUAUUGUUAUUGUCGUCACCAGUAUUAAUGUAAGAAUUGUUGUUGCUCAAAGAGUUUGUCCCUAGUUCCCAGAAAACCUAUUAAGUAAUUGUUAUUAUUACCAUUCUGUUCUCUCCCA